Chlamydomonas reinhardtii is the source of this 3343-nucleotide messenger RNA. RefSeq lists its product as uncharacterized. The transcript is spliced from 14 exons. Gene Ontology annotation, molecular function: chlorophyllide a oxygenase activity; 2 iron, 2 sulfur cluster binding. The coding region runs from base 268 to 2568 and encodes 766 amino acids. NCBI's taxonomy places the organism in Eukaryota, Viridiplantae, Chlorophyta, Chlorophyceae, Chlamydomonadales, Chlamydomonadaceae. The record is from RefSeq and is a predicted model, not a curated record.
CGAUCGCUCGCUCUUAGACCUGCAAGACGACGCUCUACCGUUAUUCUGAGACUGUGCUUGUCUGUUGAAAAAGGCCGAGUGACAGCUCCAGAAGUGCCUUGCGAAAACUUGCCAACCGCUCGGGGCCGAAACUCGCGUGCUUGAAGCUGCUCUGGCGGACGCCUGUUUGAGGCUGCCCGCCGUGGCUGCAUCAUGGCGACUUACCUAGGCGCCAAAGCGGGGCUCGCGGGCGCCAAGCGACCAAGCGCAACGGCGAACGCACACCUCAUGCGCCUGGGUUCGCAGUGGCGCCUCCGGUUGGAAGCUCCCAUCGCCGGUGCUCCAGCUGUGCUCCAUCCAGCACCAGUAGCACUGCAAUCCCAGCGAUUCGGGACGCUGCGUAGGCGCGGCGCCUGCGUGGCCUCGGCGGCAGCCGCAGACCCAGACCCGCAGCGCGCGGCCUCCGCCACGCCUCCGCACGCCAGCAGCACCACCCCCGGGGCCCCCCAGCCAACUCUGUCCGCACCCGCGCCUGCUGCCACGUCAGCAGCUGCGACCGUGCCGCUGCUAGACUGUGUGUUUGCCCGGGAGGAGGAGGACGACGGAGAGGACUUUGCCGGGUCGUUGCCGCCUGGUGUGCGCGUGCUCGAGGCGGCCGACAGCAUCGGAGCCGGUGUCUCCGCAACAGGGCCGGCUGCAGCUGCCCAGCCCCACGCCAAGUCGCAGUCUGUGAUCGCCAGCGGCACCAGCAGCUGCUGUGGUGGAGGGAACGGAUGCGGGGUUGCCGCCGCGGGGCCGGUCGCUCCGCGACGGGUGCCGUUUGUUGUGGCGGCGGCAUCGGUGGUGACGGAGACGCGGCCGGGGGCGGCCGGCACUGAGGAUGGAGGUGCGGCUGCAUUGGCGCCGUGGGACGAGGCAGCGGAGCAGCCGCAGGCGGUGCCUGGGGAGAAGUUUGACUGGUACCGCCAGUGGUAUCCGGUGGCGCCUCUGGACACAAUGGACCCCGCCCGCCCCCACCCCUUCACACUGCUGGGUCAGGAGCUGGUGCUGUGGCGUGACGGCGGCGGCACGUGGCGGGCCUUCCGUGACGCCUGCCCGCACCGCCUGGCGCCGCUGAGCGAGGGGCGCAUCGAGGCCGACGGCACCCUGCUGUGCGCAUACCACGGCUGGCGCUUCAAUGGCAGCGGCGGCUGCACCACCAUCCCCAACUUCACGGACGAGGCGGCACACGCCAAGGCGACCGCCAGCCGCCGCGCCUGCGCCACCGCGCACCCCACCCGCCACCUGGGCGGCCUGCUGUGGGUGUGGGGCUCGAGUGGCCCCGGGGCGGAGGCCGAGAGCGCGGCCAAGCAACCCGUGCUGCCGCCGGAGAUCCAGGAGGACGGCACGGGCGCCCCGGGCGUGGACGCCCCUGGCUGGUCCUUCCGUGACCUGCCGUACGGCCACGUGUACUUCAUUGAGAACGUGGUGGACCCGGCGCACGUGCCCGUCAGCCACCACAAGGUCGCAGGCGACCGCUACCGCGACCUCAAGAAGUCCUUCAGCAUGGAGCUCAGCAGGCCCGUGACCAAGGACGGCGGAUUCGAGGUGAGCAUCCCCAAAUCCUGGCGUUCCGACGUGCAGACCUCGUCCACCGGCUUCUACCCGCCCAGCCACGUGCGCAUCCAGCAGAACCACCACAACGGCGGCACCACCAUUCUGGCGCUGUACAGCACACCCACGGUGCCGGGCUGGACGCGCCACGUGGGCAUGCAGCUGCUCAAGAAGGCCCCGGACAGCAGCGCCAAGGGCUCUGGCAUCGCCUUCUUCGGCCUGCCGCUGCCGCGCUGGCUGGCGCACCUGGCUGGGGCGCUGUUCCUGCACCAGGAUAUGGUGUUCCUGCACCACCAGGAGCGAACCGUGGCGCGAGACCAGGCGGAGCGGCUGCAGCGGGCGGCGGCGGCAGCGGCAGCAGCCGGCAGCAGCAGCGCCGGGCAGCAGCAGCAGGGCGGCCAGCAGGGUGCUACUGCCGCUGCCGCUACUGCCGGUGCGGGCGGUGACGGCCGGAUGCUGCCGCCGCCCAAGUACUACAUGCCGACCUCCGUGGACACCGGCGUGACGGCUUGGCGCCACUGGCUGGCCACCUUCAGUGAUGGCGACGUCCCGUGGGCUCCGGGCACGCCGCCGCUGGGCCCCCGCGAGCGCGACCCGGCCAAGCUGUUCGACACGUGGCACACCCACACCUCCAAGUGCACCGUGUGCCUGGCGGCCCUGGAGCGAAUGCGCCUGGUGCGCACCGUCGCCGUCGCCGCCGCCGCCGCCGCCAUCCUGGCGGCCACCGUCACGGCGGCGGCGCGCGCCGCCGCGGCGGCGUCUGCGGCUGCAGCCGCUGCUGCUGCAGCAGGCGCGACUGCGGCGGGGGCUGCGGCGGCUGUUGGCAGCAGCGGUGGCUUGUGGGGCGCGAUCGCGGCGGCGGCGCAGGCGUUUGCGUGCGGCGAGGUGGGUGUGCUGGCGCUGGUGGCGGCGCUGGCGGCGGCUGUGGCGGCUGUGACGGUGAAGCUCGAGGCGCUCAUGCACCGAUACGACUACAACCACGCCGAUAACGUGUGAUGUCAUCACUGGAGUGCUGAGCAGGAGCUUCCAUACGGGCCAUUGCGGGCGCCCUUGGGUGGGGUAACUAACUGGGGUUGAGAGGCGGAGGAAGCCGUAACGGAGGGAAUGUAGCCAUGCGGAAGUCGUACUACGGUGUGCGAUGGGACAGUGUUAAGGCAGAUUGGUGAAGUCCCGCAGGGUGCAGCUGAUUCCCAGAUCCCAGCAGGUAGCAAACAAUGCGGAAAUCGUAGUACGGUAGGUAGUCGUAGCCGCGGGCUUGGCAGACACAGGGGCAAUGAGUGUUGGGCUUGGCCGCUUGGGCUAUGUCUGCUUUCCCCCGGGUUCGUUAGGAACACGCAUCACUUGGUUCCACACAUGCAUGAACACCCGAUGGCCGUAGCGCGUUGUUGGAGUGCGGGGAACAUGGCAAGGACAUUUAGUGGCGGUGCUCGGCAGGCAGGGACCGACCUCCUCCUGGUCCUCCCAGUGCAGGGAAGGGGGAGGCACAGCGCGGCGACGGAGGAGGCGGUGGCCGUAGCUAGCGGUCGUAGGCCGUCAUCGAAGUGUGGGGAACGGUGACGAACGUUGAGCACGGCCGCAGCAGGCCGAAGAGAGUUGCUGGAGGCAGGGUUGGAGGUGCGAUAAGAGUACGGGACAGUGUUAAGGCAGGUUGGUGAAGCCCCGUGCUGGAGGCAUAAUGGAGGAUCCGUUCCAAAAACACUUGCGGAUGGGUGGCAAUGUGCGGGAUGCGGCGGUACGGGUGCUGUGGAGACGUGUCUUAGUCGAGUGCAUG